This is a messenger RNA of Batrachochytrium dendrobatidis JAM81, 2011 nucleotides long. RefSeq lists its product as uncharacterized. The transcript is spliced from 17 exons. Gene Ontology annotation, biological process: signal transduction. The coding region runs from base 1 to 1836 and encodes 611 amino acids. The record is from RefSeq and is a predicted model, not a curated record. NCBI's taxonomy places the organism in Eukaryota, Fungi, Chytridiomycota, Chytridiomycetes, Rhizophydiales. Gene Ontology annotation, cellular component: cytoplasm; cytoskeleton. Gene Ontology annotation, molecular function: GTPase activator activity.
AUGAGCUCACCUAUGCAUUUAGGACGCCCUUCAGUAUCCAACAAUCCUAUAAUGCCCAUCAUUGCAAAUGGGUUACGGAGAACCUCAUCUACUACAUUCUGUGAAAUCACUGAUCCUCAAACUGGCAAAACCUUCUAUGCCAAUCUGCUAUCAGGAGAAUGCAGUUGGGAAUUGCCUCAGAAUGCUCGCAUUGAACCACGUGACCCAACUGGACAAGAAUGGUGGGAGCUCUUUGAUGAAGGACACAAGCUGCUGAUUGCGAUUCAGAAUUCUGCAAUCGGUAAGCGACUAUCACUUUCUUUCAAUCCAGCAACUUCAUACACUCCAAACAACUACGAGACUGGUGGAUCUUCAAAUGAAAAUAUGUUUCAAGCACGUAUGGGAACUUCUCCAAAAGAACACCAUUCACAAAAGGCAUCAUCUCAUUCUGGAAAUCUGGUAUCUGAUGCUGGAUUGAUGCGAUCGACUCCUAGUCUAACAGCAGUGCAAAACGCUCGUUCCAUGGGCAUCUCUGGACCGGUAAAUAGCCCAGAUGCUGCUCAAGCUAUGCAUCCAUUUAGUCAAAAUAAUAUUCAAAAUACUCAAUCAAUGAGUCUGCCUGCUCUUCAAUCUCUUCGCACUUUGCCUCCAAAGCUAUUACAAGACAUCACUCAAUUCAAGAUUGAUGGUUUUGCCAAAAAGUAUUUUUCAGAACAUCGCCGAGGAAUAUUUAGAAGAAAGGUUCCUCUUGAAAAAAUGUUGAUUUUUCAAAAGGACGCGCUUAAAGCACCGUUGAUGCAACUACGUCCUUCGCUUCACAAAGAUGCUAUCAAAUGUUUUAAAGCAAUUCAAAAAAUCAUGAAUCCAAGAGUAUCUCUCGAGUCACAAUUUGUAGAUAUUCAGGAACUUCUUGAAAAGGGAAUUCGUAUAGGUGGUCUCCGAGACGAGAUUUGUGUACAGCUUUGCAAGCAAUUAACUAAAAAUCCUAGCAACGAAAGUCUUAAACGUGGUUGGCAGCUAAUGGAUAUCAUCUGUUCCACAUUCCCACCUUCCAAAAACUUGGACAACUACUUGAAAAACUUUAUUCAGCAGCAUUUUGGCAUCGAUGGACCUGGUAGCCAACUUGAUACUAUUAUUCGCCACACUUCAGGAAGUCUUUUACGGACGAGUCGUAUUGGUCCUAGAGGUCGUACAAUGACACCUGCAGAAAUCAAUCAAGUUUUGGAGGCUCCAUUUAAAAACUCGGUGUUUGGAGAUACGUUGGAAAAUAUCAUGGAGAGACAAAUAAAGUCUCAGCCUACUUUAGAGCUUCCAAGAAUUCUCUUGUUCCUUUCUGAUGCUAUUCUAUCACUCAAUGGGUGCCAAACAGAAGGCAUUUUUCGAGUGCCUGGUGAUGCCGAGGCAGUAUCUGAUCUUCGAUGCCGCAUUGAUAAAGACGAAUAUAGAAUGGAUGGAAUUCAUGAUCCAAACGCCCCUAGUUCGCUUCUUAAGUUGUGGCUUCGAGAACUUGCUGAGCCUUUGAUUCCCGGUGAAUACUACGAUGGAUGCAUUCAGGUGGGACAGCAGGAUGGACAUGUGAGCUCACAAGAUCUAUACAUACCUGCUAUACGAAUUGUUGACGGACUUCCAGAUAUCAAUCGUAAAGUGGUUCGAUUCAUGAUUCAGUUUCUUAAAAUCAUUGCCGAGGCACGCAACCAACCCAUUACCAAGAUGACAGUUGGAAAUUUAGCCAUGGUAUUUGCUCCAAACUUUCUUCGAUGUCCCAGUGACAACCCAGCAACCAUUUUUGAAAAUACCAAAUUUGAGCAAGCAUUUUUGAAAGUGCUAAUGGUUGGCGGACAUCAGUCGGACUCGUAGAACACCCAAAAGGACAAACUUUGGAUUCUAUCAUCCUUUGUCAUCUUUCUCUUGUCAUAGUCGUGGGUUUUGCUUCAAACAUCAAAUACCACUUUUUGCUACUUUUAACACAGAUUGAUCCGCACGUCUACGUUUUCGAGCUACAUUGUCAAUUCCACAAUUAAACCUUUGUUUC